Stylophora pistillata is the source of this 5593-nucleotide messenger RNA. RefSeq lists its product as uncharacterized. The record is from RefSeq and is a predicted model, not a curated record. Lineage: Eukaryota; Metazoa; Cnidaria; Anthozoa; Scleractinia; Pocilloporidae. Gene Ontology annotation, molecular function: protein binding.
CGUUAAAUGUCACUCUGAAGUCAUUCCUUAGCAUACCAUUAUUAAUUUAGGACUAUUCACAAAGCGUUUCGCGCCAGAUUUCGAUCAACCAAUCGCGGCCUUAGUCAUUACAUUAACAAUGACGUCAUAAGACUGACUUGAUCGAUUCGAAGAUUGCUCUAUGCAUCGAGGAGCCCUGUCUUUCUUCCUGUCAGUCGUGCUCGUCGCUCAUGGAAGAACUUAACCUGGUUUAUUGUGCUGCUAUUGUUUGGAGAUGAACAGGACACUGAGAUAGAACAAGAAUGGCUUCCGGUCCUCCAUCGGUUUCGUCUUCCAAAGAGACAACAAACUAUGCACGCUUAUGUCGUGUGUUGGUUGAGGUUGGUUCGCAAGCCCUCAGGGACACGCUUGACAGUAUCCACCCGCCAGGAAAUCUACACACAGUUUUGUCGAGAAACAAACCCGUUUUACAAUCACUAAGGAAAAAAAGAAUCAUUAAUCCACUACAAUGGAAUAAACUGUUCCCUGCCAUUCCCACCUCGGUGACAUCUGGAAAUUUUGACAUAACGCUCACGGUCGUCCUGCUUAGAAACAUCUGCGGAUUGACGCCACCAGCGACGGGAUGGGACCAACUUCCUUCUCCUGGAGAUACAAGUCGUGAGGCUGACAUUUCCAGAGUAAAAUACUUUAGAAACAACAUUUAUGGGCACGCUGAACAGGCAUCCGUAGACGAUGUGACUUUUAACAAGUGUUGGUUGGACAUUCGGGACACCCUAGUCAGAUUAGUAGGAACAGCGUAUGGUGCUGCCAUCGACACGUUAGAGACAGAGUGGAUGGACCCUGAAGUGGAGGACCAUUAUAAACAGCUACUCCAACAGUGGAAGAAGGAUGACGACAACGUGAAAGACAAGUUGUCAGACAUGGAAACUGAAAUCAAGAAAGUACAUCAAGAGGUCGAGGAUUUAAAGGCAACAGUAGCUCCUCCGCCGCGGAUUGAUCCAACUGAUCUAAGUGAAGAAGCUUACUUUCCCACCGAGAUCGUCGAAGCAAUCCGUCAGCGCUACAGUGAAGAGAAGCUGCAAUUACCACCGUGGUGUAAAGAAUUUAACUUUUGUCUGAAGGACCUUUCUACUUUUACCAAGGAAGGACCAUCCAAUCUUUUAGUAAGAAUCUCUCGUUCAAAACGAAAAGCCCUCAUUGUUGGAAAAGCAGGUAUCGGAAAGACGGUUCAUUGUCUAAAGCUAGCAUAUGACUGGGCCGUCAAACAAAACGAGUUCCACAAAUGUUUGCCAGAAACCCAAGUCUUGUUGUUGCUCAAUUGUUGUGAUAUUUCCUCCGACAUUUGGAAAGCGAUUGAUGAGCAACUCCUUCCAGGAAAUAUCGACGAAGAGAGCAAAGAAAAGUUUUUUGCUUUCAUCCGUGAAAACCAAUUCAAGGUCAUGUUUAUACUCGAUGGGCUCGAUAAAUCGCCACCCGAUCUGCCAGAUAUGGUUUCUCAGUUGGUUGAAACAGAAUUACCUCAAUGCCGCUAUGUUUUCACCGCUGAGUCCGCUAAACUGGCAAUGACAGACAAAUUGAAAAUGCGCCAUGACUGCCAAUUGGGAAUCGCGGGAUUCACCAAAGAAGACGUGAAGAACUUCAUUAACAAUCACUUUGACGACCAGAAAAUCUUGGCCCAUAAUCUGAACGAUGCCAUCGACAAGUCCGAAUUCUUACAGAAAAAAGCGACCGGAAAUCCUAUCUACACCGCACUCCUUUGCCUUCUUUGUAAAGACCGUAAAGGAGAUAUUCCUUCAAGCAAAGCACAGCUGUGCAUGGAAAUGGUACUGUGUGCCGUGAGAAGAUAUGAUUUCGAAAAAGGCGGAUCAAGCAGCGAUGAGGAGCUGAUGGUGACUUACAAAGAUCAGCUGACACGUAUAGGUCUAAUUGACUUUAACUUCCAGCGGAAAGGAGACGUAGACUUUGAAAGAGAAGAGGUGGCAUUCUCCGUGAAAGACUUACCAGAAUUUGGGUUCAUGUCCACCCAAAGUUCAGGUUGCGUCAGAAGACCCCGCUUGUGGUAUGCGUUUCAGAAUUUCUUCGCUGGCUUUUAUCUGGCUUCACAGAUUGUGAGUAGUGAGAUCGAACUUAAAGCAGUCAUUGCUGAUGAAUAUUAUAGCGAAGGUGGCUUUUUCUCCGCAUCAAAUUUUUUCAGACAGACUGAAAUUUUUGUUUUCAUGAGCGGCAUACUCGAGUUACAAUCCGAAGAAAAGGCUCUAGAUCUUGUAAGAAAUAUCUGCUUGCAGAUAAAUUCAGCCGCGAGAGCUGUAAAUACCCUAGCUUCACUGAAAACUAGAAGUAUUUUGUUGCUAGCUUUGGAAUGCAGAGAGGAUGCCAACACGCGUAAGGAUAAUUUAAGUUCUAAGGUUACCUCAAUGUUGGGUUCCAAUAUAAGUCUUGAGAAAUUAUCUCUUGCUGAUGUGAAUUUUCACGUUGAAAAUACCCUUCUUGACGGCGGUAUACCGGAUCCCCGGUAUUUUUACUACCGUUCUUCUGUUGUCAAUAGCAUACGUGCGCAUCACGUGACACCCUUCUCUGAGGUCCUUGCAGCCAAUACCACGGUGACUACGUUGCACUUGAUUGGCAAUCGUGAACUCAUUGAUGACGAGGGUGCGAUAGCGCUCUCUGAAGCGCUGAAAGUUAACCGUUCCUUGACUAACUUGGAUCUAAGCAGAAACGCUAUUGGUUCAUCUGGUAUCCAAGCUCUCUCUACAGCACUCAAAAUCAAUAGCACUUUGACCACCUUAGAUCUGAGUGAAAACAAGAUUGACUUUACUUGUGUCCACUUCCUUUCGGAGGCUCUCGUUGUCAAUUCUUCUCUUUCAAGCUUGAAUUUGAAAUGGAACGGGUUUGCUGGUUCCGCCUGUCCUCUUCCAGAAAAGUUAAGGACAAAGUGGUUUUUAAUUUUCCCGAAUAUGCCAUCUCCUGAAGAAUUACAAACUUUCGAUGACCAAGAAGUAGUGGACGCAUAUAAGGGGCCAUAUUCACUUUUCGAGAGUCUGAAAAAGAACAGCACCUUGUCCAACUUAAAUUUGGGGCUUAAUGACCUUAAUUCUGUGGGCGCCUACUAUCUCGCAGAAAGCCUGAAGGUCAAUACCAGUCUGACUGCUUUAGACUUACAAGAAAACAGGAUUGGUCGUAUCGGCGCCAAGUGUCUCUCUGCCGCUCUCAAAAUGAAUAGCAGUUUAGCUUUUUUAAAUGUAGCUCGCAAUGACAUCUGUGGUCCUGGCAUCGAGGUGCUGAGUGAGUCUCUUGAAGUUAAUUCUACAUUGACAUGCUUAGACUUGGCUCAUAAUAAUAUCCGUUCAUCUGAUUCUGAGUUUCUUGCUGAAGCCUUGAGCUUCAAUGACACCUUGACUUCUUUAAAUUUAUCUAGAAAUAAAAUCGAUGCACUGGGUGCCCAGUCUCUAUCUAAGGCUCUGCAAUUCAAUACCACCUUGUCCACCAUUAAUUUAGAAGGCAAUCCAUCCAUUGGUGGUGCUGGUUUUCAGUUCCUCUCUGAAUGUCUUCAGAGCAAUUUCACAUUGAGUAGCCUGAAUUUAAGUCAUAACGGGAUUGAGAAGCGAGGUGUUUCCGAACUUGUCAAUGCUCUCAUAGGCAACAAAACCUUAUCUAACCUUAACCUCAGCCGCAACAAUAUUCCUUGGCCAGAGCUAGCUGGCUUCCUCAAGGUGAACUCCACCUUAAAGACUCUAACACUUUGUGAAAAUGUCAUGCGUUAUUCCGACAGCGAAGUUCUCUUUGAAGCCAUAGGGAUCAAUAAGGCUUUAAAUGAACUCAACUUCAGCAGGAUGUCGGCGUUUGAAGUAACUGCUGGUGCAAUUUUGGAGGCUCUUAAAGGCAAUACAGCUUUAGCUCUUUUGGAUUUGAGCGAGAAUGGCCAUCGUUUUGGUGACAUUGCGCCGUCCAUCUUUAAAGGUCUUGAGCACAAUACAACUCUGACUCGUCUUGAGCUGUAUUCAAAUAGAAUUGAAGACUCUGAUUGUCCUUCCAUUUCUGAGUCUCUCAAAAUCAAUGCUGGCUUGAAAUAUUUGGUUUUGAGUGGAAACUAUAUGACAGAAGUUGGCCUUAAGUCUAUCGUAGAAGCCUUGAAACACAAUUCCACCUUGAGAUAUUUGGAUAUCAGUAACUGUAACAAUUUUCAUCAAAUGCGGAGAUCAUGGGAAGAAGAAGUAGCGAGCAGAAAAGAUUUCGAAAAAUUUGUUGAAGGUACCGGUAUGUCCGAUCUGCGCAUAGUGUUGUGAGAAAACUUAAAUCCUCAUUAAAUAGAAGUUCCAGAGCUUUUUGUGAAAAAUACUACAACUCGGCGAAUCGUUCGAGAAGUGUUAAUUUAAAGCUUAAAAGGGUUGUGUCAAGACAUUUGAAGUAACUUUCAUGACAUAAAAGAAUUGGACUUCAAAAAUUUGGAACUAUAUUGAAUAGCUAAAAGAAGCCGCUAAGUUAAUCGGGAUUACAAAGAAUUGGCCCGCCAAAGAUAUUUCAACUUUUCUUUAAGCAUCAACCUCCGUGCAACUCUUCUACGUACAGGUUUCUUCGCUGAAAAUCUUAAACUUGGCACGUUGUACGUCGUAUUUGCCAGACUCGAACUAACAUAGACUUCAGCAGUCAAUGAGUCAAUUGGAGUAUUUGUUAUAAAUAAAUGUCGUACUUACUCGUUCAGUAUAGUUAAAAUUUGGAAAGAUCUUUUAUCUAUGUUUAUCUCUAGUGUCAAGUGUGAAACCGAAUGGGGUAAAUUUUUGUCGCCUCAAAAGUACUGAUAAACUUUUUAUUGUGUUUGCAAGAACAUUGUGCAUACAUCUUAAAAAUGUUACAUAAUUGUGGUUGCAUUUUGAUUAUUAUUAUCUUAUAAGUGACUUUUUUUAAAAUUUUGUAAUCUAUUUUAUUCACUGAAGGUCAAUUCGGUGUGCACCACAGACGACCAUCCUGAUUGAACCUUGGAAAACUUUGUUUUUCGUACUUGUUACUGAUACACUUUCCUGUGUAAGGUUUUUAGUGUAGUGAAAUAUUAUGAUAAACUAAUAUCUUGUUCUUUAUUAGCAGAAAUCUCUUCGUUCACAAAUGUCCAUGCAGACGGAAGGCUUCUUUUUUGCUCUAGAAAAUUUAGCAGCUAUUUUGAUAUUAGGGAACGUAAUGAACUAUCCAGUCGUAUCUCCAGUUUUUAGCUAUAUAUAAAAAAGUUAGAUUUAUUUGCUUCUUUAAUUCCAUCUAGAGCUGUAAAUAUAAGUGUUAGUGAAUGUUAAUUAAACUGAAUUUGGGUGGUACAUGAAGCUGUCUGAAAAAUUCAAUGGUGUGUCAAGAAAAAGUCAGUUUUUAUUGUAAACACACUUUAAACAAGCAGACUAGGAACUAAGCGGAAUCCAUAUCAAGUGGAAACCAGUUAAGAUUUGGUAAAAAAAAGUUUUUCCUCAGCUAGGUCAGCUCUGUUAAUCAAAGCUAUUCUGCGUACAGACCUGUAUUAUUCGAAAGGGGCCAAGGGCCUUACGGGUGCAUAGUCAAGGAGACUAAAAACAUUUCUUAUUUUUUUGAAUGAUCCAUUAUUCGAUGAAGCAUGAAAACCGUGGUUUUUGAAGUUUUG